AAUAAUCGUGUGGAUUUCUCGACGAUUCGUGUCUUCAUACACGAAGUCGUUCAGUAGGGACCUAUUCCGCUGUGUUUUGUUGAAUGAGAAUAGUACUCAUUUCGUGUUUUUGGAGGUGUUAGCCAUCUACCACGUCUGGACUUGAAGACGAAGGAGUAUUUUUUUUUCUAGGUGAUUUUCUUUUUAUCUCUUAGUUUAGGUAGUCUAGUUUUUCACUAAAGCACACACGUUUUAUAGUACUUACCCCGAAGUUGUCGAGAGGUCUCGCUUUCGGUAAUAGGAAUAUAUUGUGUUUGUGCUUGGUGUAUUUUCUGUUGUGUAGGUAAAAAAAAAGUGAAUGCACACGCGAUCACAGGGUACACCACCGUUUGGACUACUCUGUUAUCAAAGAAGAAGUAAGGUUAGAGGGUCAGAGUUUGAGAUCUUCCCGGACUAUUCGAGUCCAUUCAGAAGUAACCGACUCUUUGGUGAAGAAAGGGAUCAGGAUUCAGACGGUGAAUCAAUGGCUGAGAACAAUGAGAUUCCACCACCCAUGGUGAGGUUUGGCGACACUCUGAGAUCGGGAAUUGAGUACCCAGGGGAGUGUGCCUACGCAAAUGACAACGUCAACAUUCUACCUCACUACAUCAGUUUGGUGAAUGGAGGAAAUCUUUUUCAUGGACGGGAUGAUGAAGAUCCGGUGAGCCAUUUGAAUGCCUUCUACGAGCUGACAAAUUCUCAUAGACCUCCAAAUGUGGAGCAUCAUCGGAUUAAGAGGGCCUUAUUUCCAUUCUCAUUGAGGGAGAAGGCAAGAGCGUGGUAUGACUCAUUACCGGGCUACAACAUAGCAACUUUCCAAGAGUUGAAGUCGUUGUUUCUUGUGGAAUACAACUCUCCAAUGAAGAUUGAGAAGUUGAGAGAGGAGAUCACCUCAUUCCGACAGAAGUAUGAUGAGUCCUUCGCGGAGGCAUGGAAGAGAUUCACGGAGUUGAUAAGGAAAUGCCCAAGUCACGGACUAGCUCCGGGGCAUGACCUUUUGAAGUUCUACAAGGGACUCAACAGUGAAGGCACGGGAUUGGUGACUGCAGGUUCGAAUGGGAACCUAGAUGAUCUAACUCACGAUGAGGUGAGGGCCUUGUUUCAAAGGUUGGCCAACAAUCAAAGGAAUUGGCACAAUCCAAGGAGAGGAGCUGAUAGAGCAGGAGAUACGUUUGGUGCUACAAAGGAGGCGGAAAGAGUGACCGCAAUUGAGGCUCAACUGGCAGACAUCAGCACCCAAAUGUCGUCAAUGACAAAGGCGGUUAAGUCUCUUCAAUUGACUCCUCAACCCCAAGCUGUGACUGUGAUGAGAUGUGGAUUGUGUCAAGGAGGGCAUCAUACUGAUCAGUGCCCAAGUCUUCAAGGACCACCAAUGGAGGAUGUGAACUACAUUGGUAACAAUCGACAAGGGUUCAACCAAGGCAACCAAUACAACAAUCAGCAGAAUUGGAGGCCUCAACAAACGGGUUGGAAUCAAGCUGGUCCUAGCAACAACUCGGGUAAUCAAUGGAGGAACAAUACUCAACCCCCGGGUUAUGAGAAGAAGCCAUCAGUCGAGGAUCAGUUGGGACAGAUUCUCUCUUUUAUGAAUAAGAGUCAAAAGGAGAAUGAGAAUUUCAAGGAAAAAACAGUGGAAAAGUUUGGACAGAUGGAGGCUACAAUGAGGAAUCUCGAGACUCAGAUUGGACAGCUUGCCACGGCAUCACACACGAGGAUUCCUAACACCAUCCCAAGUAAUACUGUACCCAAUCCGAGAGGUAAUGAACAGUGCAAAGUAGUGACUUUGAGAAGUGGUAGAGAGUUGGAUUCAACACCAUUAAUGGACGGCCAAGGUACUUCCGGCAUCUCACACGCAGGGGCGGAUGAGAUGUUAGGCUUGCAUUCCUCGCACGCAGGGGCGGACGAGGCAUGUAAGAGAAGUCCCGAGUUGGUGCAGGGGGCCCAACAUGGUCAAGAACAGGCUGCAUCCGGCAGCAAGGAACAUGGUGAAGAAUCCGAUGCAAGUGGAAAGUGUUCAGCAGAAGAGAAGGGUAAGAAGAUAGUGGAAAUGGAGUCAAAGAAAAAGAUGUUGACAAGUCCAGCACUAGAUCCGAAAAGCAAGUUCAACUUCCCCGAUCAUAUUCCUCCUCCACCAUAUCCAACCAAGAGGAAGAUGAGGGUCCCCAAAGAGAAAAGCUUUGAGUGGAUGAUGAACGUGAUCCGGAAAGUGAAUAUGGAUGUAUCAUUGGUGGACCUCUUCACUAAUUUCCCCAAGUUCUCCAAGUUUUUCAAGGAUAUGAUGGCAAACAAGGAGAAAUUGCAAGAUGAGGGGAUAGUGGCCUUGAGCAUGAAUUGCUCACAACUGAUUUCGGGAAUGAUGCCAAUGAGAAGAGGGAUCCGGGAAGUUGUGUGA
Messenger RNA from Salvia splendens (bonfire salvia), 2410 nucleotides. RefSeq lists its product as uncharacterized. The transcript has 2 exons. Bases 338 to 2410 code for a protein of 690 amino acids. The record is from RefSeq and is a predicted model, not a curated record. NCBI's taxonomy places the organism in Eukaryota, Viridiplantae, Streptophyta, Magnoliopsida, Lamiales, Lamiaceae.